CAAGUCAGUAUCCAGUCUGUUUUGGAGGAGUGAAGGCGUGUAUCCGUGCUCUCUAUUGGAAUUAUAUAUUUUACUGCUGAAUCUGUUAUAGGAAGCAAAAAUUAACCGAAUGUGAAUUAUAUCAAUAUAAAGAGGAAAAAUCGGGCUUUUAAAUUAAUCUAAUUAGACUUGAACCAUUCAGAACAUUAUAGUUUCUUCAGGUUGACAAGUGAAGGCUUUGAAGUGUAUUUAUGCCGGAAUCAUCUGUGAGGAAAGAGAGCAAAGGUUCAGAUGAAUGCUAUAGUAUCCAUAUGUCACUUCUGUGAAUUGCACGGACCCAGUGUUGUCUUCUGCACUCAAGCCUUCAGAGACUUACUGGGGUUCAAUGUUAUAGCUGACAUUGAAACUUCACCAUUAGAAAAUACAAGAACUGGUGAAGAUGAGGAGCAGACAAAGGAUGGAAAAAGUGACUUGUGGAAGUAUGGAAGAAUUCACCAGGACAUUGUGGCACAGGCACGGAAUGAGACCCCUAAUGAAACCUGUGUUGCUUGUCGCUCAUUUCCACACAAUAAGCCUGGAUACAUCAGUAAUGAUGACUCUGCUAGAGUCAGCUACAUCAGCUCGCAGUAUCCAUUACAGACUGAGCUCUACAUCCUUGUUCGACAAGCAUGCAUAAGGUCUCUCAGCUGUGAGGUAUGUCCUGGAAAAGAGGGACCCAUAUAUUUUGGAGAUGAGGCAAGAGGCCAUGUACUGUCUUACACCUUCUUCCUGAGAGAUGUCCAGGCCAGGGGUUUCCAUAGGUGGUAUAGUAUUAUGGUGCUUAUGAAGGACAAAAUGCUUCUCCUAAACUCAUGGCCAUUUAUUGUAAAGCACCUCAAGCAGAUCAUCAACAAUCUUCAAGACAGUGCUUCCAAGAUUUAUGAGACUGAAGAGUCUGUAGUGAACCACAGAGCACUAAGGUCUGCAGCUGUCAAGAUGGACAACUUACGCAAACAGCGAGUGGCUGGUCAGCCUAGGUCCUUAUGUGAGAUGGUUGGAGAGGAGGGAGUGUGGCAACACCUUCACUCUUCUUUCACGUGGCUCCUGAAGGCAAGUGGACUGAGACUGCAGGAGAGACUGGUGGAGGGACCUCCUAUUAGUUCUUUCAUGGCAGAUUGUUCAGAUGAAUGUGGCGGACUGAAUAUCCAGCAGUCAUACAACAUCCUUGGAAGCACCAUCUUUCAUCACUUAGUGCAUCACCUGCUGAUUGGCAGACAAGUGAUUUUAAGGGGAAACUCUGAUGUCAUAAUAUCAGCCUUGAUCAAGAGUAUACAGCCUCUGCUGCCUAAACACUGCUACAGAGCAAUCCACUUCUCACCACACUAUGUGGACUGUGCCUCCUGCAAUGUUCUGGGCCUUCAUUCCCUUGUCAGUAUUCCUCAAAAUGUCAUGGCAAUGAAGAAUCUCUGUGUUAUUGAUCUCAUUCCAAAAGGAGAAACUGGUGAGGUCUCUAGCAAGGCAACCCCAAGAACCUCCUCCAAUUUACUCAGCACACAGGAGGUAAUCAAGGGAGAUUAUCAGGACCCAAAAGAUGUACAAGAUAUAAAAGACAGUAUCAAGAAUUACACAAUCAAGCUUACUCAAGAAGGACCACUGCCAGCCAGACCACCACAAAUUCUAAGUCGCAUUGAAUCAGCAGUCAGCAAUCCUACUCUUACUUAUUCUACACUGUGUGUGUACUUAUCCACAAUAAUAUAUGAAUGGAUUAAUAAGGUAAAAGUAUGGAUUCAUGUUCAGAAUGCAAAGAAAAUGCUGCAUGGCUGCCCAGAGAGAGUUCCUUCUCCCAGUACCUUACAGACCAGCAACAGGAGUUCAUCAAUACCAAUCAUACAAAGCUCAUCACACUCCCUGGCCCACUCACCAGUGAUGUCAACAUUUCGAAGCAUGUCCCCUGGAGGACUUGGUGAGAGGCAACAAGAAAUAGCACAUCAGGAUGAGAAGCAUCACCUACUGGCUGCUAUUGGUUCAACUGAGUGGGAUGUUCCUUUCUUAGAGUUUUGGGCUAAGAAUUUCUGCCAAGAUAGUUCUCAGGAGAUGAUCCUACAGUAAUGUACCACACUGACAAGCAUCAAGGUUUGCACUCCUCAUGAAAUGGAUCUAGUGUCCGGAACUCCCUCCAAGUUGGGGGCAUGUGGUUGUGUAGAUGGUAGUUGCACUUCUUGCAGACAUCAGUGAAGAGUGAAACAAAGCUGUGGAGCCAUGUCUGAAAUAUAAGAAAUGCCACUGUAAAAAAAAUGAUAGGAUAGAAAAGAAUGAGAAUAAGGUGGUCACAGUCAGAUAUGAAUAAUCUUUGCUGAUGGCCAGAGAUUUAGUUCAGAGUGAGUGAAACAAGAAAGGUACAGUUAGAAUAAACCAUAUUUAGUUGUAUGUCACUUGGGAGGAAUGUUCUUACACAUAUGAAGUUCUUAUACAUAUGAACAAAAUCAGUGCAGAAGGGAGUGAUGGGUAUAUUAAGAUGUAAAGACUUGGAUAUGCCUGUGCAAUCAAUCUUCACUCACAUGUGGUUAAGGAGGAUCUGUCUUCCCUUACUCUUGAGGCCCAGAGACCAAGAUGUAAUUUAAUUUACUCUUGGAGAGUAUGUAUAUGCAUCUCAGUCACCACCACUUGCUUUGAUGACAACCUCCUAUGUAAACAGUAACAAUUCUAUGUGGUUGGCAUAAAAAAAAAAUGACAAAUUUUCUCACUUGAUGUCAGCAUCCACAUCAAUUUCAAUUAGUUUCAUCCAGUUGUAUGGAAAAACAUAGCACUGACCUGGCAACUCAAGACAGAUGUGGCCUUGGUUAUACUCUACAUGAAGUGUUUUAAUAAAAAUUUCACAGUUAAAGUGACAA
Messenger RNA from Scylla paramamosain (green mud crab), 2849 nucleotides. RefSeq names its product folliculin-like (gene BHD). The record is from RefSeq and is a predicted model, not a curated record. The transcript has 13 exons. Gene Ontology annotation, cellular component: cytosol. Gene Ontology annotation, biological process: positive regulation of TORC1 signaling; negative regulation of transcription by RNA polymerase II; positive regulation of transforming growth factor beta receptor signaling pathway. Gene Ontology annotation, molecular function: GTPase activator activity. The coding region runs from base 271 to 2067 and encodes 598 amino acids. Lineage: Eukaryota; Metazoa; Arthropoda; Malacostraca; Decapoda; Portunidae.